This is a messenger RNA of Spirodela intermedia, 12043 nucleotides long. The record is from the annotation of a GenBank genome assembly. Lineage: Eukaryota; Viridiplantae; Streptophyta; Magnoliopsida; Alismatales; Araceae.
AUGGCUCAUACUCUAGCCAUUUCCUGGUGCUGAUCCUUGGCGAAAAUCUGGCUCUCCCGCUUAUUAGAUACUAUCCAAUUUCUCAGGCUCCUGAAAAGUUUUAAAAUGGGCAAGCUAGAAAGACAAUCAAUACCCCUAUUAGCUGUAUGAUUGAGUAUGUGGGAACAUACGAGAUUCCAUUUGUGUCAAUUCGGACCAUUUUCUUUGAUGCGGACAUAAUGAUUUCUGAGAUCAGAUAUUGGUUGGGUUUCUAUGCUCCAACACCUUGCAAUGGUAGGCCCUAUUGGCUAAUUUUUCCAAAUUUUGGUUUUUCAAUCAUUGAACGAGUUAUAUAUUAUUGUUUUUUCCGUUAUUUAGGUCGCAAAAAUGCUUUCUGUGUGGCUUAUAUAAACUCCUUUUCGUAUCUAUGAGGGUUCAGGACUGCCCUCUAAAGAAUGUGUGAUCUGUUGAUUUACAUUUUUCUCCCAGUCUUUCAGUUGCAAUACAGGAUUGUAUCAGGCUGCAUUUGUUUUGAUUUCCGUGUUAUACUAUUUUUGUACAUCAGCAGCUUUAUUCUUACCUGAACAGUGAUUGAUGUUCUGUACCCGAUUUGUAUUGUAGUCGUAGCUUUAAAGUCCAAAUUUUCAUAAUUCAGGUAUUUAAUUUAUUGAAGUAUCGAUACAAAACAGAUUUUGUCUGGAUAAAUUUCUGACCCCAGGGCUGCCUUCCGAUGGCUGCUUCCUGCACAGAAGUCUCAACAUUAAAUGUGUCUUAUUGAAUUUUAUGUUUAUGCAGGCAUAGGAUGGACGUCCUGGAAGAAAAGGUGGUUUAUUCUCACACGUACAUCUCUGGUUUUCUUUAGAAGUGACCCAGUAAGUAUGUGUUUAUUUUCACAGUUUAUCAGCACUGCUUGUUGAUGUUUGCUAGGAUGCAGAACUAGAAUCAACUUAGCAUUUGAAUUGACAAAUAAGGUCUAUUUUCAUGUAACAAUAAAUAAAAAGGGAUAACUCUAUAUCAAGUAAAAGAGUAAUAUCCAGCUGUAGAUAGAAUUGUGAUUUUUUUUCAGAUAUUAAUUGGAGCACCUUUUUUUUCUUCUUUUUACUUGCCUGCCUUGGCCUUCGUUGACAAGACAUAAUUUGCUUUCAGAAUGCUCCAUCUCAAAAAGGAGGUGAAGUGAACCUCACGCUUGGUGGUAUUGACCUCAAUAAUUCAGGAAGGUGGUUACUGUAUUUUUAUUGGUCUCAUUGAUGUUCAUCCUUAAGUGCCAAUAACCCCUUCAAUGGAUCACAGUCAUCUGUUUUGCAUUGAUUAAUUGAAAACGUCCCUCAUGGUGAUGAUAAUUUUACAGCGUGGUUGUCAGAGCAGACAAGAAACUUUUGACAGUACUCUUUCCUGAUGGCCGUGAUGGGAGGGCUUUUACUCUUAAGGUUUUCAUCCUUGUAUCCGUUUCCUUGUUCUGUCUUAAGUUAAUGAUUUCUGUUAAUCUAAUUUUGUGGUCCAAGGCUGAAACUCUGGAAGAUAUGAAUGAAUGGAAAACUGCUCUGGAAAAUGCUUUGGCCGAAGCCCCAAGCGCAGCUCUUGUGAUGGGGCAAACUGGAAUCUUCCGGAAUGAUGCAAUGGAGUCAAUUGAAACUUCUUUUGAGCAGUGUAACAUUCUGUGCUCAUCUUUCUCAUGUUUCACUAACGAGACGUAUUUUUUCCCCAUACAUGCAACCCUGAAUUUAUGUUUCACUCUAGGUAUGAUAUUCAUGAUUUUUCAGGGAGGGACAAAAGGUCAGCGAAGUCUAUGAUUGUUGGGCGACCAAUUUUACUCGCUUUAGAAGAUAUUGAUGGGAGCCCGUCUUUUUUGGAAAAGGCCCUGAGAUUUAUUGAGCAAUAUGGUAAAACCUUUAUUUCCGAAUAUGUAUUGUUUUCUGGUACUCAUGAUUGCAUUGGAUGCAAUAUAAAUGAAGCUGGAACUCAUGCCAAUACUACACCGCGAGAGAGAGAGAGAGAGAGAGAUGUUCUCUGUAGAAAGUGAUUGGUACCACAUAUCCACAUAACAUUGGUAACGAAAAAAAUAUUUUAAGAUGUGAUUAGCAUGCUACCCAAAGUACAUUAUCUGGGUACCUCAAAACACCACUAACCUUCCACAAGAACAUGGGACAAUUUCCAAACCCACCUUGACACACAUAUGGUUUAGUCCACAAGCAAAAUAAUGAAUCUUCUCGAUUUAUUGUCUAAUUUAUAAACCCAUUUUACUAGAGUUUCGGAUUCUCUGACAUUAGGGAUGAGUAUUUUAAGCAUAAAGAAAUGAUUUAAUAUAGGUACUCUUCUAGUUGCAGAGAACAUUAGAAGAGUUGUAGCUUUUAUAGAGGACAUCAAAAGCAUGCUUGUACAUCCCGUUUUGAUUGUUAUAAUCUUAAGUAACCAUGGCACUACCUGCUAGUAAAAAGAUGAACCCUGAGAGAAAUAAUACUUCAUUCUUGAAAUCCCAUAUGGAUCUCACGUCAUAAUUUCUGUCGUACAAGUUACUGAUUUGCAGAAUUAUUAGACGUGGUUGCAAUGCUUGUCAUUGGUGUCAUGGAAAUUUAUCUAAGUUCGAUUGCUCUGGAAAAUGUUCAAUUUCUGACCUCCAGUUCCUAUCUCUUGCUGUAUUGAGAAGCGAAAUUUCUUCCUUAUAAAUUAAUGUACGUGUAUUAAAUAAAAGAUAUUUCCACCAACAUAGGAAUUUCCUUUGGAAUUCUCUCUGAAUAUUAAUUUUUAAAUAUUCUUCUUUUUGAUUUGUUUAUUCAGUACAGUGCCAACGUAAAAGUGAUAUAGACUAUUUAAUAGUCAGGUUUUAUUUGAUACACUGCUGUUAAUCGGACAGGAAUCAAAGUAGAAGGUAUCUUGCGGCAGUCUGCUGAUGUGGAAGAGGUUGAGUACCGUGUUCAGGAAUAUGAGAAGGGUAGGUUUGUUUGUUUUUUUUUGUUCUGUUUUUCAGGAACCUGAUGCUGGAAAAGUGUUUUUUAUAGUUUUUUUAGAUAAUUGUCAGAAAACGGCCAGGAAAUCAUAAAUUAUUUCCUUUAAUGUUUUUGGAACCUGCUACAACUUCAUAACCUCAUUUGAAUGUCUUCACCUUUUAGGAAAAAAAGAAUUCUAUCCUAACGAGGAUGCACAUGUCAUUGGUGAUUGUAUAAAGGUAGCUCUUUCAACUUUUUUAGGUUCAUGUGACAAUUAUUCUCUCGACAGUUUCAAGAAAAUGUUGAAGCUUCCCAUUUGACUUUUCUUUCCAGCAUGUGCUCCGGGAGUUGCCAUCAUCCCCAGUUCCUGUAUCAUGUUGCACGGCACUUUUGGAGGCAUUUAGUAAGUUCAUUCUCUGGUAUCCUGUCACCUUUUCUUUGAAAGGAAUGUUGGAAGAAUACCUUUAGUUGUCGUUUAGUACAUCAGAAAAGAAUCUAUUAUGGACAAGUUUCUGCCUUUUGUGGUUGUCUGUGGGUCGUAGGAAAAAAAAAUCAAACAAGUGAUUAAUUCAUGCCAAUGAUACUAAUCGAAUUUCUUGCUUUUGGUCACAUCCGUAUGAUUAAGAGUAAAUUUUAAUUCUUAUCUCAUUUUCUUUUUACUUAGGAUCUGAUCGGAGAAGCAGGAUCGGUGCAAUGCGUGCUGUUGUAUCUGAAAUAUUGCCUGAGCCAAAUCGUUGCUUGUUGCAAAGGUGAAAUAUUUACUUAGUUGAUCCUAGACUCUGCAUUAGCUGCCCAAUGGUAAAUGAGGGAUUGUUUUCUAAUGAAUAGAGUUGAUGGAUUGAUUUUUCAAACAUACAACCUCGCUUUGUUGAAAUGCAUCAUAUUUCCUUGCACAUCAGCUGACUUUUGCGUUUGUCUUGCUCGUGUGGACCAUUCCAUGUUUCUAUUUUCUUUAUCAUUGUAAUGCUUGCCUGUAAAUAUUUAAAUAUUGACUGAAAGAUCGUGCCCUUGAUUCAAUAAAAUGAAGAAUUAAUUAAAGGAUGGGAUAGUGAAUAGUAACCAACAUCUUUUUCGGCCACAGAAUCUUGGCAGCUUGUAUGGUAAGAAUGAUGUUGCCAUCGUACGCUAAGAACUAAACUCAAGUGGGAAAAAAAACCUGGAUUCACCAAGAAACCAUUGAAUUCACCUAAUUCCAAAUGUGUUGCUACCUCUCUAAUGUAUAUUUCCUUAAUUGUUUAGCUUAAUAAGAUCUAUUUUAGAUGAUGAAGUUCCUUCAAACUUUCGGGACAGUAACUGCAAUAAAAGUUAUUUUAUCAGAGGUUGAUGUAGAGUUGACAGAAGUUGUGUCCCUCGAUAUGUGUGGAGGACAGAAUGAUGGUAGCUUGCCAGUUUUCAACCUGUCACGAUACCUCGAUAUGUGUGGAGGACAAAAGUGUUGACAAAGGAGUGCUCUGGAUCUGAGGUUUUAAUUUUUUCCAAUUGUAAGAAUUUUAAUGCAUAUAUCCAAAAUUAGCAGCGCCCUUGCGUGAUCUCAAGAAUGUAGGUCUUACUCUUUUCUACCUAUUGGAUUUCCUUAUUGGACCAUACGAAUUUGACCCUGGUUAUGUUAACCUUCCAGAACGUGGCAACAGCCUUAGAAUCCACCUUGAGAGACCUAAAACUCUACUGGAGACAACACAGAACAUGAUGAUGCAUACAAUCUCGACAGAUAGUGGCCACAGAUAACCUAAAGAGUCAACAGACUGUGAAGUCGUCAUUUCACUUUCAUAGAUGUAUUGGCACUUGGAUAGCCCUUCUGCUCAUGAAAGAUUGAAAUUCUCACGGAUUUGAACAUCAAACAGUUAUAUUUGAAUUAGCGAUUUUAAACAGGAUGCCUACCAAUUUGAAAGGGUUGUAUUUGAAGACGUUUCAGUUGGUGAUUACACUUUAUCAUGCAUCAUGAAUAUAUUGUACAAAUUCAAAUUUCAUAUCUUCAUUCAACAAUUCCACCCAAAGUCAAAUUGGUUUCACUAAUCCUUCCAGAACCUUAAUAAUAGAGGUAGCCAUAUCACUUGAUAUGUGAUGUGGUGGCAUUUUUUAUGUGCAUAAACCACCCCAAAUGUUUUUCAUUGACUUUAUACUUUAUUAUUUAUAUGCCUUAAUUGUCUGUAUUAUUUAUUAGACGUGGGAAGCUGACCAUAGACCGUGUGGGUAUUAUGAAAAAUACCUCUACAGUGUCAUUCCUCUGGGUAGUCGAAGAGAUAUGAACAUGUUGGCAAGGACAGGGCCACCAAAAGUUGAGCGGAGUUCAAUGACUUAUACGAAACAUCUUAUGGAUUAUAAAACGACAUGAACAAUGAGAUGAUUAGGUGAGAAAGUCAUUCGACAGAGAGUGAUCACUUUUAUCUGUCAUAGCAUGAGAGAGUAAGUUAAGAACUUGUUUAUUGUUUUUAUAGUGUUUUUCUCCUCUCUUAACUUUUCAUUUUUCUAAAUCUUGGUGCUAUUCUAAAAACACUUUACACCUACCAGCAUUGUAAUACAAAUUUUCCAUAAUUAACUCUUCCCUCUUCUUUGACAUCUAUCUAAACAUUCUCUUUCACAAGUCUUUUCUUAUGAAGUUUCUUAAAUUCUGAGUAAAAUUGUAAUCUAAUAACCUAGACUGUUUACCUGAAACUUUUAUUUGUUUCCCCAGGAUUCUUAAGAUGAUGCGACUGGUUGCUUCUCAUAAAUCUGAGAAUAGAAUGACUGUUUCAGCCGUUGCAGCGUGCAUGGCUCCCUUGCUUCUUCGUCCACUCCUUGCUGGUGACUGUGAGCUCGAGGAUGGUUUUGACUUAGGUGGCGAUGGCUCUAUUCAGCUUUUACAGGCUGCUGCGGCUGCUAACCAUGCACAAGCUAUUGUCAUAAUCUUACUUGAGGAGUAUGAAAAGAUAUUUAAUGUAAGUAUACUACUUUGUGCUAUAGACUUCAGAAAUUCAUGCCUGAUUUGGCACUUUUCGUUGAUAUUUUCAUUUCUAGGAGAACUUAAGUCAAAGAUUUAAACCAAGUUGGCCUCUACAUCAAGAGAAUUUUAUUUGUUCUGUAUGUGCCUCUAAAUUUAAUCUGAAUUUUUUUCCAAUGGCUAGUUAGCAAUAUCUUAUACUUGCAGUCAUGAAUCUUGGUCGUGAUUAUAAUUUGGAUUCAUGAUGAAUAGAGAUCACUGACGUAGUUAUUUAGUUUGGAUAAUCAUGUACUAUGAUUUAUACUUUGUGCAGGAAGAUGCAUUUCCUUCUGAGCUUUGUUCUGGUUCAGAAGACUGUGAUAGUGAAGACGAGGAUGAUGAUGGAGAUGAGUCAACAGAUGAUGAAAUCCUGGAAGAUGAAGGAUACCACGAUGCCCAGAAUGAUCUUGACCAAUUAACCGAGGAAGAUCCAGAAAAUACAUCCAGUGGAUCUCUAGAUGAAAGUGGUAGUGAUUUGUGUGGUGAUCUGUAUGACAUUAAGGUCAUGUUUGUCCUUCCUUUUUGACAUUUAUUGUUAUUAUGUUAUAAGAUAGCAAUAAGCAGGUAUCAUAUUUGGCUACUGGAUUAACUCAUCUAAUAGAAAACAGUCAAAAAAUGUGACGACUAUGUGACGACUAUGUUAUUAUGUUAUAAGAUAGCAAUAAGCCUUUUAUUUUUCUCUGAUAUUUUAUUGCUCUGAGCAACUCGAUUUUUCAUUUUUAUUUUUAUUAUGUUAUUAUGUUAUUAUGUUAUAAGACAGCCGUUUCAUUUUCCAUGCCAUCACAUUUUUCCAUGAUUUUACUUCUCUGGUUGUUUUGUCUUUCGCUCCAAGGGAUAAGAGUGCCCUAACCAGUUUUUCAUAUCUAGAAUGUAGUUUAAAUUAUAGGUAGCCUGUUAUCUCAUCUUUUCCAUUCAUUUUCUCCUUGCUGGUUAAAUUCAAAAUAUGAAUUGAAGUAUCCAUGAUUCACUGAAUAGAACCAUCUCUUUUUAUUUGCAAUGUUCUCAGUUAAAUUUCCUGUUCCAGGAUAUCAUCAUUGAUCACAGUUUUGCUUUCAUACGUUACCUUUUUUCAUCAUUUUGUGUUCUGCACAUGCACAAAAUCGUGCCUAUUUUUUUCAUCAUCUUUUCUAACACUGUUCAUGUAUCAUUUGUUUCAGGCUGCUGAGGAUCAUGACUCGCGCGUUGCAUCUCCCAAGUUCAACAAUGAUGUUGAAACCACCCAGAAAUACGCAGAGAUAGCCUUAUCAACGGUUGUACAACGUAAUAUAAAGGAAGAGCAAUCGUGCCCAUCUCAUUAUCCAUUAUCUUGUCAUGAUAGCUUACAAAACUCUAGCAGUUCUCGGUGUGAAGAUAGUGCUCUCUCAGCUCCUAACAUCACGGAUUCUCAAGAAUAUUUGGAGUGUAUUCGUGCUUCACCAAGUUCACUGCAGACGUCAGUCAGCAAUAUAACUCCUUCGUGUGUUACUAAAUUCACAGAAAAGUUAAACGCACCAGUAUCAAAAAUCAAACCCCCAACUGUAUGGGGACGUACCUCGGUGAGUACUUUGCUUUGUGCUCGAUCUAGUUUUGCGCAUCUUUUCUCAUUUAUUUUAUUUCAGGCUAGAAAGAACCUCUCUUUGGAGUCAAUUGACUAUUCCGUUGAAGAUGAGUAAGUCUCUCCUAUCCCCUUGAUCAUAUGCAUCUCAAAUGUAUGUGAAUUCCAUUGAAGAUGAAUUCUGAAAUCAAAUGUACGAGUAUCUUUUCUUCAUCUUUAAAAUUGAAAACAAUGGGCAGGAUUCUUUUGGGGGGCGUCAUGAUAAGGAAUGGUAGGGACGAGGAAAAAGGAAUGGAAGUGAAGAAGAUAGGGAGAGAGAAAAUUGAAGAAAAACUACCCAGAAUAAUAGAGGAAGUUUUGGGCUUUGCAUCCUUCCCCUUUCCCGAUAUUAUAUCUCUCCCUCCUUUCCCUCUCUCCCAAUACUAUGUACACACUCGUGCUCGUUCAUUGUAUGUCAAAAGGGCAACCCAAAGCCUGAUAUCAUCACCAUUUAUAUGAAAGAUGGCCAUUUAAAAUAUGUUAUUAUGUCAUUGGUAUCUAUGUGUAACUGGUAGCACCAGUGGAUUUCAGAAAAUCUAAAUUCUAAUUUUCUUGGUACAUGUGCAUCACUCUUUCCCAGCAGAAAGACUGCUACAGCCUUGUUUCGGUUUUAGUUUCUGAAUUGUCAUAGACUCGUCUGAUUCCAUUGUGGAUAUUAACGUCUUAACACAUUACUUGUGCAUUAUGGCCGGUGUUGUCAGUACUUGUGCAUUAUCAGUAAUAAACGUUACAUUUCCCAAGGACUAGGGUUAAAAUAGAACAAAUAUACCAACUGCUGUUGACUACGGAUUGAUAACUGCUUUAUGAUGAACAUUUUAAAUAUACGAAAAUUCUUUAUUGUUACCUACCAAUUCAUUAUCCAUUCCAUUUUUUGGUCUGUGUAGCAAUGUAAUUCAGAGGCUUGAGACCGCAAAAAGUGACUUGCAAGUUAAAGUUACUAAGGAGGUAUUGCCUAAUGUUUUAAACUGUUUUUGGUUAUUAUGAUUAGACCAAAGAGACAAUUCAUUUCUAUGAGGCUCUGUCAUUCUUAUGUAGGUCCAAGGAAAUGCGAUGCUGCAAGCAAGCUUAGAAAAAAGAAAGGAAACACUGCAUGAGCGUCGCUUGGCCCUUGAGGAAGAUGUAUGUGCCAAUCUUAGAUAGCAUGCAGUUGCAAUUUGCAUUCUCAAUGGAAUUUAGAAAGAAAAAAAACUGUGAAGAUAAUCGAUUUCAUAAUCCUGGAUUGAAGAACACGCACUUUGAAAGAAACUUCAAGUUCUUUUUUUUUUAAUGCAUACAAUUUUGUGCUGCUUAACUAACGUCCAAUGAUGUGGACUAUUCCGCUGAUAAAAAUUGGUUUUUCUUUCCAACGCAAUAAAAAAGCAAUAUUUCAAGCAUAAAUGUUCAAUGUUUCUUUCCAACGUCAAAAGCAAUAUUUCUUAAUCUCUUGAUCUUAGCUUUCAAGCUGUUGCUUAAAUGAUGACCAAGUGAAGGGGUUGCCUAAGGUAGCAAGCUCAAGAGCUUCUCAUCUUGGUUGUCUUGGUUAUCAUGAUAUCCUUGUCUUUUGCAUUGAACAAUUUAUGAGGAAUCUUGUUUAACGAAUCUAAAACUUUUCCUACUAUGGCAAUGUUCUCGAUGACAAAAAGCUGUGCGAAAUAUAAAACACAUUCAUACACUGAAGUUAGACUUGUUUUCACGCCUGUAGUCUCUCUUAGUAAAGUAACAUGUGUCCAUCUUGCUUACCUUAAUCACUCUGCCAUGGCCCUGUCCUGGUCAUUUCGCUUCUUCCAGUCAAUUUUCUCAAAAAAGGCUAACAAAUCCUGAGCAACUGAUUUUAUGGAAGCAACAUUGCUUUAAUAAUCUAACAUUCAUGACUCUCCAGCGGCCUCUUCAGUAGUGAUAGAAAUGUGAUGUUACGAAUCUUUGGGAAAUUUUGACCUGCUGGUGAUUAUCUUGUAAUGUAUGGUCCUCCGGGAUCUCUAUGGAGCAUCUGUGCAGCUCAUGAUGAUCUUGUUUCUGAAAUAGGUAAAAAGAUUGCAAGAGCAACUGAGGAAAGAGAAGGAGUUGAGGACAUCCUUAGAGGCUGGUCUCAUGAACAUGAGACCUGGGCACGUAUCUCUCACAUCUGUCAUGGACCCCAAGGUGAAUCAGGAUAAGUUGAAAUAGUUGUUAUUAUUCGAAGGUUUUUAUGUUUUUGACCCAGAUUCAUAUACUAUUCUGGUCCAAAAAGGUGAGAGGGGAUCUCGAGGAAAUUGCUCUUGCUGAAGCAGAUGCGAUUAAUCUGAAACAUAAAGUUGCCGAGCUUCGUGGGCAGCUCAAUCAACAGUGUCAGCUGAACUCUGGCAAUCUCUGUCUAGCAUGUGGUCAACAACUGUAUGUGAAUCAUUUACCAGUGCAGUUAUUUUCUCAUUUACCCUCUCCACGCUCCUGUGAAUGAGGUGCCGUCAGCAUUGCACACUUUCCCUGUUCUAACCUUGAAAUCAAAGAAGAAAGAGUUCCCUCAGAAUCACAGAGAUGAAGAUAACGAAGAUCUGCUUUCCUUGUUAGGCUUUAAAUCCCAUGCAAUGCUUGAAAGUAUUCAAAGUUUCGUAGAUAAAUUUUCUCGUAACAGGUGCAUGGGAUCGUAUGCGGAUUCUUCUAGGGUUUCUUGAAUGGCAUUGCGGCCUUUCAUAUGUGAUUUGAUGAAAUUCUUUGGCCGUAGGAAGGACCAAUCGAAGUGCGUUCAGAAUUCAACCAGCACCCAUCAUCGUAGAAAUCCUUCUGGUAAAGAGGUACGCUUAUCUGGACUUGAGCAUUGUUUUUCCUCUUGUUUUCCAAAACAUGCCACUGAUUUAUUCAUACCGGAAGAAGUGGCUCCAUGUCUUUCCAUAAAUGGAUAUAAACACUUCAGCUUAGAAGUUACUCCCAAGCAGGUUAUACUACAUCUGAUCAGAUGAUUCCCAUCAAACAGGGAGUUGUUUGUGGUUCAUAAUAGAGACUGGCUUGGCUCCAAUAGACAGGAUCUAAAAAUUAAAAAAAAAAGUCAACCCAUUGUACCAUACCCAAAUGGAGUCUAUAUCAUACAACUCCAAGAAAUUAUCCCACGAGUCUGAGGUAUCAUUUGCAUCUUUCUUAGUUUUUUUGAGGUCCGGCAGGAGACUUGGGAUUAAUUUUUUUAUUUAUUUUGUCUUUAGAAAAUAUUUUCUUUAACUAUUCCAUCUUGAUUUUAUUUAUUUAUUAUGUUUUUAGACUGUUCCAAUGCACCUCCUCAUUCGGAAAUAAACAUUUAGGUGACGCUUUUUCUGCGUCCAUCUACAUAAUCAAAGCGUAUGUUCCAUUCUGGGACCAGUCUAAUGGACCAUGAGCAUCUAAUCUCAUACUGAAACUCACUCCACUGAACUUGAUCUUCCAUUGAUAGCAGACUACCAGAUUUGGAUCGGAUUAUGAACAUCUGGGCGACCCACCUGAAGAAUCAUCAGUGUCGAUGAAAGGGACGCCCUCCGAGAACAAUGAUUCCUCCGUCAAGGAGACAUCGUCCAGUGGUGCCCGUGCCAAUUCAAAGAGGCCCAUCAGGGGAGAGGUGGGGCACAAGCCUUUACCCAUCAUGCUCGUCUUCCUAAUUUUUUGUGUACACGACAUGAACCCGCCGUUGACUUUGGCCAACUCAGGAUAACUUAACUGGGAUAGAUCACGACAAGGUCAAAGCACCCGUCCAAGAGAAGUCUCCACCAGAUAAACAGCCUGCCCAGAAACACCAGCCAAAUGUGGGGGGAGUUAGGUUGUCUAAUGAGGAACAGACAACAGCGCGCCAGACUGCUGCUCCAAGGAAAGAUUCUUCAAGGGUUGAGGUACCUUCCUUUUCAUCACCGGUUGACCUCUGAAUCGCCAGUUUUUCAUUCUAGUGUGGAUGAGAUCAGCUCUAACUUCCUUUUUUCUGACCCAAAUCAUGAAAAAAAGAUCAAAUGAAAGAAAGAAAAAUAGAAUUUAAAACGUGGUACUCGAUCUAAGUUUAUUAAUGGGUGAUUUGUUCGAUGGACGGAUACAACAUCUGAGUUGACUAUUUUUUGCCCUUUCAAGUAACGAUUUGUUCCAUUGGCUGCAUGAAAUAAAACCGAAUACUUCUAAACCUGGCGUUGCAAUUAAAAUUAAUAUUUAUGCAUAAUAUGGCAUUUCUGUAGCUCCAAGAUUAGAAUCUGAUAUAAUAUCAAUAAUAUAAUAUAAAUCGUAUAUCUGCAGGUUCAACUUACAUAUUUCCCCAUAAAAACGGAUUUUAUUUUAACUAUUUUCCACAAUAUAACCCGUUAUAAAUGCAAAAAUUCGGAUUUCUGAAGCGUAAAAAUACCAAUUGAGACGCUGUGAGUGUAUAUACUGUGGGCAUCCUUGUAUUUAGCAAGAACGAUCAGAAAUUAUCAAAUGGUUCUUUAUUUUCUCAUGAAUGAUAGGUAGUUAGAAUAAGAAAUGAAACUAUGGUUUUGAUGCCCUUAUUCUUCGUUAUUACCAUACUAAAUGAAUUCCCAUCUUCCUUUCCGAGCCCUCGGAGCAUCACGAUGCAACCUCUGCAUCAUCAUCAUCGUCGUCGUCGUCAACCUCGGCGCUCUCCAGGUUGACCCACCGGCUCAAUUUCCUCAGGGAGCGGCGUUCCCAGCUGGCAAAUGA